AUGAUAGAUGAUCAAGAGCCCGGGUUUGCUGGCCCGUUCAGAAAUCAACCAGAGAUGGAUGUCACAAUCCUUGAGAUACUCUCGUGCCUCACGAGACCUGCGUACGUUCGACUGCUACAGGAGAUUGUGGAUCGUACCUUUGCUGGCCAAAGAACGGUGUUCACCCACGGAGAAUUGAGAUCGAAGCAUGUCAUCGUCGAAAGAGAUGGGCUUGGGGAAGAUGGCAGUACGGACUUCAAUAUCUCGACCAUUGAAUGGGAAGCUGCUGCGUACUCUGAGUAUUGGGAGCUCUGGGAGGCAGCCAUUGCUUGUGCACCGGAGUUCGACUGGAUUGAUUAG
This is a messenger RNA of Penicillium coprophilum, 339 nucleotides long. RefSeq lists its product as uncharacterized. The transcript has a single exon. The coding region runs from base 1 to 339 and encodes 112 amino acids. The record is from RefSeq and is a predicted model, not a curated record. Lineage: Eukaryota; Fungi; Ascomycota; Eurotiomycetes; Eurotiales; Aspergillaceae.